Molecule: messenger RNA, 1855 nt
Organism: Zingiber officinale
Lineage: Eukaryota; Viridiplantae; Streptophyta; Magnoliopsida; Zingiberales; Zingiberaceae
Product: patellin-3-like
Exons: 4
Coding region: 52-1659 (535 amino acids)
Molecular function (GO): lipid binding
Source: RefSeq, a predicted model, not a curated record
CCUUCCCUGCAGUUCCCACGCCACUUUCAUGGUCGUACGAAGCCCGACGCAAUGGCUGAAGCGAACGUGGCGAAGGCAGCAGUUGCAGCGGCGACCGAGGAGGUCGUGGUCGGAGAGGUGGCGGUGGUGCCGAUGAAAGAACUGGUGAAGCAGCGGCCGCAGUCGCCGCCUGUUCCCGAGCCGGAGAAGCGGCCGAAGAAGAUGGCUUUGCUCUCGGCCCUGGCAGCGGAGGCGGCCGAGGAGAGGCGCGCCAUCGCCUUGGAGGAGAAUGCGACGGCGGACUGUACUUUCCACGAUGGCGUCUUCUCGGAGGAGAGUACCUUCGUCGCCGAUCUCGGCGACCACGAGAAGAAAGCCCUCGACGAACUCAAACUGCUUGUUCGUGCCUCCCUCGCAGGCCACGACUUCUCCCCGCCUCUUCCAACCGGAAAAAACCAGCAAGAGGGGCCUCUAGUUCGUACUCCACCGGAAUAUUUGCGGCAUCCGGCGUCGGAGGAGGAAGACGACGGAAAGCUAGUGCAUAAUGUCGUCAAGGCGGACGAGGACGGAGCCAAGACGGUGGAAGCCAUAGAGGAGACCGUGGUCUCCGUUGCCACUCUGCCGACAAAGAAGAAGGUGAAGGAGGUCGAGAAGACCGGCGCCCCUGAGGUACUCAUUUGGGGCGUCCCCCUUCUGGCCGACGAGAGGAGCGACACCGUGCUCCUCAAGUUCCUCCGCGCGAGGGACUUCGACGCCAAGGAAGCCAUGGCCAUGCUCAAGGCCGCCGUGCUGUGGAGGGAGGAGUUCGGCGUCGAAGCCCUCCUUGAAGAGGACCUCGGCGUCCCUGAUCUGGAGAGGGUGGUCUUCAUGCACGGCGCCGACAGGGCAGGCCACCCCGUGUGCUACGGCGUCUACGGCGAGCUCCAAAGUGAGGCGAUGCACGCUCUGGCGUUCGCCGACGAGGAGAAGAAGAAGCGGUUCUUGAGGUGGAGGAUACAGCACCUGGAGAAGGGCAUCCGCGACCUGCUCGACUUCACUCCCGGCGGUAUCUCGACAAUGCUGCAGGUCGCCGACCUCAAAAACGCAAUCCGGCCGGCGAAGGAAAUCCGCCUCGCCUUUGCUCUGCUCCAAGACAACUACCCUGAGUUUGUGGCCAAGCAGAUAUUCAUCAACAUUCCGUGGUGGUACCGCGCAUUUCAUCGAAUGAUGAGCCCCUUCUUCACCAAGAGGACCAGGAGCAAGUUUGUGUUUGCAGGGCCCUCAAAGACAGCUGAGACCCUUUUUAAAUACAUUGUGCCCGAGCAAGUUCCAGUCCAAUAUGGAGGCUUCAGCAGGGAGAAUGACCCUGAUUUCACCAUUGCUGAUGCUGCUACAGACCUCACUAUCAAGCCCUCAGUGAAGCAAGAUGUCGAGAUACUAAUUAGCGAGAAAUGCAUUCUCAUUUGGGAGCUUCGAGUUCUCGGCUGGGAUGUCACAUACAGUGCUGAGUUUGUCCCGAGUUCGGCCGACCGGUACACGGUGAUCGUGCAAAAGGAGAGGAAGCUUUCCGCCAUGGACGAGCCUAUAUUGAAGGGCACCUUCAAGGUUACCGAGCCCGGGAAGAUUGUUCUUUCAGUGCACAAUUCAUCCACCAAAAAGAAGAACCUCCUCUGCAGAUACAAGAUCAAGAGCUCAAACUGAGUCAGUCCAAAUUGUAGCUGAAAAAUGAAUGUGUAUCGAUCCAUAAUUAGCAACCGAUCUAGUAAAAAUUCUACAGUUGUUAGUUGAUGCAAAUCUUCCAGACAGUGUUGGCUGGUGUCUGUUAUCAGAUCAUGUGAGUUAUCUGUCUACAUUCGAUGCCACCAUGAGUUAUCUACAGAUGUUCUCAAUUGUUUCA